AUGGCGGAGAACGGCUCCCUGAGGAACGGCUGCGAGAUUGGUGGGUGCGGGAGUCCUCUGGGCUCAGAGGCAGCUCAGGUGCUGCCCCGCAUGUCCUCUUGGGUGGCUCCGGCACUGACCGUUGUGCUGAUCGUCACCGAGGACCUGGUGGGCAAUCCGCUGGUCAUCCUGUCCGUCCUCAGGAACCGCAAACUCCACAACAUGGGAAACGCCUUCCUGGUGAGCCUGGCUUUGGCCGACCUGAUGGUGGUGCUCUGCCCUUAUCCGCUGACCCUGUCGGCCGUCUUCCACGAAGGCUGGACCCUGGGAGGAGGAUACUGAACGAUCAGCGGCAUCGUCCUGGGACUGAGCGUCGUCGGCUCGGUUUUCAACAUCACCGCCAUUGCACUAAACCGGUAUUGCUACAUCUGUCACCACUUGGUGUACGACAGGGUCUACCGGGAAUAGAAGAGUUUGCUCCGCAUCGGCCUAGUCUGGCUCUUCACCGUCCUGCUCAUCGCUCCUUGUUUCCUGGUUGGCUCCAUCAGGUAUGACCCCCUGAUCUAUUCGUGCACGUUGGCCCAGAUGGCCAGCUCCACCUUCACCAUCGUGACGGUGCUCAUGCAUUUCAUCGUCCCCAUCACCGUCGUCUCCUUCUGCUACUUUCAGAUCUGGGUCAUCAUGAUCCGGGCCAGGAGGAGGGUCCGGUCCGGCGCCAGAGCCGGGGCGCGGCCGACCGACGUCGGGCACUUCCUCAGCGUGUUUGUGGUUUUCGUGAUCUUUGCCGUCUGCUGGGCCCCAGUUAACCUCAUCGGCCUCGCCGUGGCCAGUGACCCUACGGGGAUAGCCCCUAGGAUCCCGGUGGGGCUGUACGCCUUCAGCUACAUGCUGGCCUACGUCAACAGCGGCCUCAACGCGGUGGUGUACGGUUUCCUGAACCCGAAUUUCAGGCCGGAAUAUAGGAGAAUUCUUCGGUCUCUGUGGGAUCCAAGAUGGCUCUUCCGGGAGCUGCCCCAGGAAGGGACUAAACGUUAG
Messenger RNA from Ornithorhynchus anatinus (platypus), 1014 nucleotides. RefSeq names its product melatonin receptor 1B (gene MTNR1B). The record is from RefSeq and is a predicted model, not a curated record. Gene Ontology annotation, molecular function: melatonin receptor activity. Gene Ontology annotation, cellular component: membrane. NCBI's taxonomy places the organism in Eukaryota, Metazoa, Chordata, Mammalia, Monotremata, Ornithorhynchidae. Gene Ontology annotation, biological process: G protein-coupled receptor signaling pathway.